This is a messenger RNA of Liolophura sinensis, 2394 nucleotides long. RefSeq names its product cAMP-regulated phosphoprotein 19-A-like. Gene Ontology annotation, cellular component: cytoplasm. Gene Ontology annotation, molecular function: protein phosphatase inhibitor activity. NCBI's taxonomy places the organism in Eukaryota, Metazoa, Mollusca, Polyplacophora, Chitonida, Chitonidae. The transcript is spliced from 3 exons. The coding region runs from base 87 to 494 and encodes 135 amino acids. The record is from RefSeq and is a predicted model, not a curated record.
UGCACAGCCAGCAGAGUGCGAGAGAAGGGUUUGAAAGUCAAAGUAGGGUCUAGAUUUUCUACGGAUCGGACGGGAAAAUAUCAUCAAUGGACAGCAAAGAAUCAAGCUCUAAAAUUGGAAGUAGACAAUCAGGGGAUGGAAUGGAAGAUUCUAAUAGGAACGAACCUAAAUUUGUCCAGCCAACAAAGACGGCAGUUGAACAUAAUGAAGAGCUAAAAUUAAAAGCAAAAUACCCAGGUCUUAAGACAGGGGGAGGUGCAGGGUCUGCUCUUUUACAAAAGAGACUCCAUAAAGGAGGACAAAAGUAUUUUGAUUCCGGUGACUACAACAUGGCUCGUGCAAAGCUGAAGAACCAGAAGAAACCAUUGAAUUCCUCAGAGAAGCUGCUUUUGCAGGAGUCCAUUGGAGACACCAUUCCAACCCCAGAAAACCUGCCUGCUGUAAGGAAACCUUCCCUAGUACAGAGUAAACUGGCGACAGGCACGCUGACAUAAUCAACACAGGGCUCAUCUACUAAAACAUGAAGGAUACAGCUGUGGCACAGAUGGAAAGGAACACUUUCAUGGGACUCUACUCUUCUCUGCGACUGCAUCCUUUUUAUAUCACAGUGGCCAAUUUACGAUGUAGACUGCAAAAUAUAAGUGUAUAUAAUUGUGACUGAUACUGUUGUGAGCUACUGAGGUCUGGAUUGGAGGGCAUCUGUAGGGAAAUGUGCUGUAAGUACCUGUGGUAAGGACACACACGAUGGAUUCCGUGAAACACUGCAGCAUUUGAUGACAGGACAUUUUUGAAGGGGAUUGAAAGAAUUAUUCACGCAAAUCUCUUUUUUUUUUUUUCUUAUCUUUUUCACUCAGUUAAUACACUGUUCAUGUAGUAUCAUUUAACACUAAUGUAUACAAUUUUGCUUUCACUUUAUUUAAAGUAUAUACAAAAAUCAUUGCUUGGGUGAAACAUUUUGCUCCAUGUUCAGUAAAUUUACUCAGUCAUAAAUAGUCUGGUUCACUUGACCACCUGUUUAUCAGCGCUUCAUACUUGUUUGGUUUUCCUGAGGUAUAUGAGAACGUUUGUUAAUUGGUAAAGGGAGAUAAUUCCUAUAGGGUGCAAGCCAAGGGUUGGCAUAUUGCAGUAAUUUGUGUACAGACUUUCUCUUUUAUUAGUUGCCACCUUCUAGGCUGCGGUGUUCAGCUUAUAGCUGUACUCUGGAGUACCUUGCUUUGAACAUUUUGUUGAUGAUUUCAGAUUCAAAUUUUUAGGAAAGCUUUAUUAAUUGAGGCUACAACAUUAAUUAGGGCUACAUGUAUGUUGUGAAGCAUGUAAAUUGUUGACAAACAGUGCUAGAAAUGUCUCAAGUUGGUAUUAUGAUAUGGCUAUUGUUGUGAAUUUUUUCCUCAGCAAGAUUGAAGCUUCUACUAUUUUACAGUUGAACUUUUGACAUUAUGGCUAGAUGUAUUCAUAUAUAUAUAUAUACGUGCACAUUUAAAUUGAUGGUAAUGCAUCUCAGAACAUAAACAUACCAGUGAUAAUCAGUGUCAGACGUGGCAAAACAUUUCCCCCCCCUGACACAUGAUGGUAAAAUGAUCAAGUUUCUCUCUGUUCUAUAAUGUGUUAGGCCAACAUAGAUACACACUGACUGGAUUUUCUGUUUAAUAGUUCACUGACAGAAACCAGAAGGAGAUUUGUACAGCACAUACCACUUGAACUGUCCAGAUCAUUUCACUUUGAGAACCCUCAGAACAGGCCAGUUGUAAAUAUUAACAUUCUGACUUCUCGUGGUGUAAAAAGGCUUUGGUAUAUUCCUCAGGGUAAUACACCUCGGUCUUUGCAAGACAUUUAACAGUAAACACAGUCACAAAGAGUAAGUGUAUGUAUGUUUGUUAGCACAGGUGUACACACUGACUGACACACUUGUUAUAUGAAUGUAAAGUCAGUGAUGUAGGUCUCAGAUAUAUUUCACAUGAAUUCACAAGAAACAAAGCCUGUUGGCAUGUAUCUUCCAAACUUCCCUCUUACUGAGAUUUAUGUAUUUUUCCCAGUUUGUCUGACUCGUGUAAAAUUGGUGUUUGUUUUUCAGUGUCUUCAUAAUAUGAAUAGACAUGGUUCAUAUAAAUGGUGUACUGUAGAUUUACAGUGUGCCUUGUAUUCAGGUCAGUGGUGGUAUGUUUUCACAGUGUACACAGUGACAGACUUGUUACUCUAAUUUGACAUCUCGCGCUAAGCUCUGUUGCUGGUAUAUGCAGGUCAAAUUUUUUGUGCUUCUUGAAAUGAAAGCGUGGCCACCUCAUCAUAACUGAAGGAUAUUUUGCUACUUAAGCUCAAUGGCUUUUCAAAAAUUGCAUCAGGAAGUCAGAAUUAUCCGCAAAAAAAUUCUAAUCUUUGGCAGUAUUUAAAAUGAGA